GGGGCGGGUGUGGCCGGUCCCGGUGAGAUUACCGCGGACGUUCCAACUGCUGUGUGGUGGGGCCUCGGGCGUUUACGCUGGCGGAUGGAGGAGUUGGACAGAAAAAUCGAGAAAGAUGUCUAAGCAACAACCAACUCAGUUUAUAAAUCCAGAAACUCCUGGCUAUGUUGGAUUUGCAAAUCUUCCCAAUCAAGUUCACCGAAAAUCAGUGAAAAAGGGGUUCGAGUUCACACUGAUGGUGGUUGGUGAAUCUGGUUUAGGAAAAUCAACUCUCAUAAACAGCUUAUUCCUGACUGAUCUCUAUCCAGAAAGAAUUAUACCUGGAGCUGCAGAGAAAAUUGAAAGAACUGUCCAAAUUGAGGCUUCAACUGUUGAAAUUGAAGAGCGGGGUGUCAAACUUCGGCUUACAGUAGUGGACACACCUGGCUAUGGGGAUGCCAUCAACUGCAGGGAUUGGUAUGAAUCCAGAGGUUUUAAGACAAUUAUCUCCUACAUUGAUGAGCAAUUUGAACGCUACCUACAUGAUGAGAGUGGACUGAACAGGCGGCACAUCAUUGAUAACAGGGUACAUUGUUGCUUCUACUUCAUCUCACCUUUUGGACAUGGAUUGAAGCCUUUAGAUGUUGCAUUUAUGAAAGCAAUACACAAUAAGGUGAAUAUUGUGCCUGUCAUUGCGAAAGCUGACACACUCACUCUGAAGGAGCGUGAGCGGCUAAAGAAAAGGAUUUUGGAUGAAAUCGAGGAGCAUAACAUCAAAAUCUAUCACUUACCGGAUGCAGAGUCAGAUGAAGAUGAAGAUUUUAAGGAACAGACUAGACUCCUCAAGGCCAGUAUCCCAUUCUCUGUGGUUGGCUCCAACCAGCUGAUUGAAGCCAAAGGCAAGAAGGUCAGAGGUCGUCUCUACCCAUGGGGUGUUGUGGAGGUGGAGAACCCAGAACACAAUGACUUCCUGAAGCUGAGAACAAUGCUCAUCACCCACAUGCAGGACCUACAGGAAGUGACCCAGGACCUUCACUAUGAAAACUUCCGCUCUGAGAGGCUGAAGAGAGGCGGCAGGAAAGUGGAGAAUGAGGACAUGAAUAAAGACCAGAUCUUGCUUGAAAAGGAGGCUGAGCUUCGCCGCAUGCAGGAGAUGAUCGCAAGGAUGCAAGCGCAGAUGCAGAUGCAGAUGCAGGGUGGUGACAGUGACAGCGGUACACUCGGGCACCAUGUGUGAAAUGGUGUUUUCAUAUUA
Molecule: messenger RNA, 1234 nt
Organism: Peromyscus californicus insignis
Lineage: Eukaryota; Metazoa; Chordata; Mammalia; Rodentia; Cricetidae
Gene: Septin2
Product: septin 2
Exons: 12
Coding region: 116-1216 (366 amino acids)
Biological process (GO): cilium assembly; cell division; regulation of exocytosis
Cellular component (GO): cell division site; septin complex; microtubule cytoskeleton
Molecular function (GO): GTP binding; molecular adaptor activity; GTPase activity
Source: RefSeq, a predicted model, not a curated record